GCUAGUAAAAUAUAAUGACAAUAUAAUUAACCAAACUUGGUAUCAACUGCAUAAAACUAGAAAGCAGUAGGUAGCUAAAAAAAAUGAAUUGUCUCUUCCUGAUUUACCUUAUUAUUAUUGAUUUGACUCUUUUAAAUCACUCUUCUUGGGUUGGGUAUUGCUGUAACAUUAUUAGUUUUUUUUUGAUCGACUAUAGACACCUAUACUACAUUCUAGUUAUUAUAGAUAUAAAAGACUAUAAAAUAUUUAAGGUGGUUUUCCUCCAGCUUUUUCUAACUAAAGAAGAUAAGCUAAUAUUAAUAAAUUAUUAGGUAUACAUAUAAAAGUUAAUCAUUACAAUAAUAUUAAUAACAAUAGCAUAACAUAGUAUUGUCGUGCCUGACCUUAUAGAAAUAAUAUUUAUAUAAGACAUAAUUAUUUGUAAGUAACUAUAAUAUACAAAAAAU
Molecule: messenger RNA, 446 nt
Organism: Cokeromyces recurvatus
Lineage: Eukaryota; Fungi; Mucoromycota; Mucoromycetes; Mucorales; Mucoraceae
Exons: 1
Coding region: 84-311 (75 amino acids)
Source: RefSeq, a predicted model, not a curated record